Messenger RNA from Gigantopelta aegis, 1095 nucleotides. RefSeq names its product motile sperm domain-containing protein 1-like. The transcript is spliced from 7 exons. The coding region runs from base 227 to 874 and encodes 215 amino acids. The record is from RefSeq and is a predicted model, not a curated record. Gene Ontology annotation, cellular component: cytoplasm. Lineage: Eukaryota; Metazoa; Mollusca; Gastropoda; Neomphalida; Peltospiridae.
AGCAUAACAAAAUACAAAACAAAGCAGACAGCUGAUAGGAUCAUGAACUAAUUUUAGCACAUCCAGCUUGCGUUUUGACCGACUUACCGUAAUCUGGAUCAGUAGUUUGUUUUGAAGAAGAAUAAAGCUGCCAACAAAUGUUUUUACCCAGCAUCUUGGAAGAAAACCUGAGAUUUCAUUAACGAAGCUGUGUAUGAAAACCGAUGUGGCGUAGACUGAUGUCGGGAUGCAGGGUUUGCCUGGCCCACAGUUAGGCGAUGGGCGACUCCCGAUAUUCGUGUUCCCGAGUGCUCUGACUUUCUACUCCGAUGACCAGUCAUCACACAAGCAAGUGCUAACGCUGUACAACCCAUAUGACUAUGCACUCAAGUUCAAAGUGUUGAGUACGACUCCCAAGAAGUAUACUGUUGUCGACUCUGAGGGCACCAUCCGUCCACAGUGCUGUGUUGACAUAGUAAUACGAUAUUUGGACAUCAGGAUAAAUAAUGAAGGAGUCAAAGACAAGUUCCGUAUUCAGAUGUCUGAACAUGGUAAAAAGAAAAUUCUUGGAAGCAAAGAUAUUACAUCUGUCCUCCUCCCACACAGAGAGGCUGUUUCGCAGUGUGAUGACGACUUUAAAAGUCUACCGAAACAAAUGUCUUUGCCAGCAGAGGGCCAGUCAGUGGCUGCAAAACAUGGACAGGUGCACACCUCUGCAUCUGGUCCUGGUUUUCUUGUGAUCUUCACUGCUGUUGCGUGCAUCAUUGCACUGAUGUUGCCCACUCAUGGGGAACUGGAGUCCAAGCUGCCAGACUAUUUUCACCUGUCCUUACAGCAAAAGCUUAUUGCUGCGUACAUCUUAGGACUGGUGACCAUGGUGAUAUUAAAAGUUUGACGACAACAGCUUCUAGGAUUUAAUUUAUUCCUGCGAACUACAGCGUAGCUUCUCAUGAGCCUUGGUUUCAUCUCCACUAUCACGUGACUAAUGUCUUUCAGUGCUGUAGAUAGAGUCGGAGGAGUUUACCAUUUUGUAUAUUCUCAGAUUUUGUUCACAUAAAAUGAUUUUUGUAAGUUAUGCUAUAAUCUGUGUGCAAUAAAAGUCAUGUUUUGAACUAC